UAGGAAUACGUAACUGGAUGUUUCUCCUGUCCUGAAACAUGGCUGGCUCAGUUUAUUGUAGUGAAAUUUUGUGUAUAAAAAGAUAUUAAAAAGAAACUGCUGCUACCUUUUUCAUCAGUUUUCAAACAUUUCAUUUACAGAGACAAAGAUGACUUCAAUACAUUUUGUUGUUCAUCCAUUGCCUGGAACGGAUGAUCAAUUAAACGAACGAUUGAAAGAAGUGUCGGAGAAAAUAAACAGAUAUGGAUUUGUAACAUCACCAGCGCUUAACGGUCUUAAAACCUCCGUUAAACGACUAGUUGUAGGACCUACACAUAUUGCACUUCUUAUGGAGGACAAUAGAAUUUGUCGAGUUGCAUUCACAGUCCUUUACGAUAGAUUGGAUUUACGAAAAAAUGAACCGAACAGAAGUACCUCGAAAAGUCAAGUGGGAAAUUCAACAUCAACACCAAGUGGAAGUGGAAAUACAGGAAGUGGAAGUCGAGCGGGCAUAUCACGUUCUCGAGCAAGAAUAAUGCGAGGAAGUUCUGCGAUUCGUGGUGGAAGUAGCGGAAGUGGCAGUGGAAGUAGUGGAAGAAUAGGACCGCCUGGAGUUAUAAUGGGAGGCAGUAGUAGCAGUAGUUCGCGGCCCAUAGUUUCCGUGCCGGCUCCUUUCGUUCCCGAUGAAUUGAUUGCCCAAGCUCAAGUAGUCCUGCAAGGUAAAAGUCGAAACAUCAUAAUGCGCGAGCUCCAGCGCACCAAUUUGGACGUCAACUUGGCAGUCAACAAUUUACUAUCACGUGACGAUGAGGAGGGCGAUGACGCGGAGGACGCUGCCGAUGGUUACGUACCAGAAGACCUCAUAUCCUUACUAGAUGGUGGAUUCAGCAACGAGCACUCUGUCAUCAUCGAUGCUGACUCCAUGUUCUCAGAGGAUAUGUUCGGCUAUGGCUCGAUAAGAAAUCGAAGCAGUUCUUCAAGAAGACUCGGAAGCGAAAGGGACGGAGAGCGUUCAACAGAGCGCGACCGGGACAGGGACAGUUUUAGUCGAUGGAGAGAUCGUCAGUAUUACGGACCUCGGCGAUGGUUGGAAACUGCUUUGAAAGACUCAUGGGAGAAGGAUCCCGACAGCAAGAAGAAGGAAUUGGUGUCACAGAGUCCGCUUUGGAUAUCCGAGGAACUCGAGUGGUUCCAUGAACGUAGUGGUGAAUCGCCACCGAAAUUUGUACAAAUUGCCGCUCUCUACAGUGAAUUAAUAGGCGUCUCAUCGACUGGACAAUUGUAUCAAUGGAAAUGGGCCGACUCGGAACCCUACAAGAAUUCUGAAAAUCCAAAUAUUCACCAUCCGAAGACAAUAACUUUAGGCCUCACGGGAGAGAAGAUCGUCAAUAUAUCCGCGACUGCGAUUCGUUGUUCUGUUAGUACGGAAAGUGGUAAGGUUGCCACCUGGCUUGAUGAAUUGUUGGGCCCCGUUGCUUCUAGGUUGGAACAUCCUGCACAAGCAUUCUCCGAGUUCAUUCUUGACAAGAUUAUAUCACUUCACACUUGCGCUCUCUACACGGUCGCGAAACUCGAGAGCGGCGCUCUUUACUGGUGGGGGGUCUUGCCAUUCGCUCAACGGAUGAAACUUUGGGAGAAGUACAAAGCCAAGUCUCGUAAACACAAACCUUCCACAGCCCUGUCUGCUGAGAUAAGUUACGGCACUCACGUGUGUAUGAAGAAUAGUCCGAUCUACCAACCCGGGGCGAUUGGUUUCACUAUCGCUAACGGCGUUCCAAAAGUCGGGCAACUAUUAUCCGCUGUCUGGAAUUUGGACGCUAUCUGCAGAUUCAAAAUCCUACCGCCGGGGUCUUUGGCAACAGUGUCGAGCGAGAAGAGGGAGUCGAACGGCAACAACUCGAACAGUGGUACGACUAACAAGACAAUUCAUAAGGAAACUGCCGAUCGACUGGAUAUGCCUCCGCCACCUUCACCAGCCUCCAGUACCUGUAGUGACACCGGAAGUAUAACCACCAGUCACAAGCGUCAAAAGAAAAUGGCUCCGAAGAACGAGAACGAACCGGACAGGAAAGACGAGGAAGAUUGGCACCUAAAGGAAGUCGUCUUCGUCGAGGACGUAAAGACCGUCCCCAUCGGGAAAGUAAUCAAAGUCGACGGUUGUUACGUGGCUGUGAAGUUCUUCUCAAAAGACUCCAAGGAGAAGGAAAAAGAAAGCAAAGACAAAGACUUCAGUACCGCCGAUUUCAAGGAUCUGACCGCUGAGGAAUUGAUUAAACUCCUAGCCGACUGUAGACUCCUAAGAAAAGACGAGUUACAAGUCAUCAAACCUUCCAUGAACUCAAGAGCUCCGGAUUGCUUUCAAAGAACACCGAGGCGCGUCAACAUUCCAGAAAGUACGCACGAAAAUCUGCUAACAAUCGCCAUUGAUGGUCAAGGCAUUCAUGCGAUAGUGAAGAACGGAAUAAAACUCACCUACGUUAUCUAUAAUCUAAGCACCGGUAGGUACGUUCAAGAUUGCUAUAUCCCCUCCGACCUGAACGCUUUCUUGGGUCUGCAGCCCCAGAACAUUAGUCUGACAAGCGCCGGCGAGAAUACCGAGUGCUCCAUGAUCCUCCGCGACGGUAAUAAUACAAUCUACCCCAUCGCCAAGGACUGUGCGGACGCGAUUCGAGACUCAAAUUGGCUCGACCUGACGCCUAUUUUGUGCAUCGGUGCGUCCACCAUCCCUCUGCCGAAUAUUCCCUCCAUUAACUUGAAGAAUCAGGUCGCGGUCAUAGCCCUAGCUUUCGAUAACCUGAUGCUUAUGCCUAGAAUCCUAAGAUGUGACUAUGAUGGUGUAAAGCAGGUUUUCACAUCCCUGGAGCAAGAUUCGAAAGUUGGGUCUCCAAUCCAGACGAUUUUGACCGAACGCUGUGAUGGGAACCGAAACAUUCUGCACGCCUGCGUAAAUAUGUGUUCACCGACUUCGAAUAAGGAGAACGAUCAAGGGAUCGAACGGGACCUUGUGACUAACGCCGUGGACGCUACUUCGGCACCGAUAGAGGAGCCGAUACCAACUCUCAAUUGGCCUCCGGAAGCUUUCGAUAACACGUCGGGGGAAGAGGACAGUCUCCUAAGCAUUGGCACCGGGAGUAUUUCGAUGAUGAACAAGUCGGGCAACAAUGCGGCUAAUAAUACGUACAUUAUCGAUUCCGUAGAACGACGGAAUAACGCUCUCCUGAUUCUCAAGUACAUGUGUGACAAUCCAGUUUUGGGGCCGAAUUUGAAGGAACUGCUUUCGGCGAGGGACGCACAAGGACAGACGCCUUUGAUGUUGGCAGUUUCGGCUCGAGCCUAUCACGCCGCGCUUAUACUUCUGGACACGAUUCAACGAGUUACCAAGGACUCUCAAGGCAAAGACAGUUCGUCGAUGAUACUCCCUCCGGACUCGAACCCGGAUUUAUCUCCCUUGUUCGUCACGUGCUGCAACGACACCUGCAGUUUCACCUGGACCGGCGCCGACCACAUAAAUCAGGAUAUCUUCGAGUGCCGAACUUGUGGUUUGACGGGGUCUUUGUGCUGUUGUACGGAGUGCGCUCGCGUCUGCCACCGCGGUCACGAUUGUAAGUUGAAGAAGACUUCCCCAACGGCGUACUGCGACUGUUGGGAGAAGUGUAAAUGCAAGGCGCUGAUCGCCGGUCUACAGGGAGCGCGCUACGAUCUCCUGUGUCGUUUAGUGACAAGUACGGACCUGGCCACCAAGAUCAACUCCCGGGGCGAGAGUAUUUUACUAUUCUUGGUUCAAACCGUCGGUAGACAGUCCAUCGAACAGCGGCAAUUUAGAUCCGCGCCCAGACAGCGACCAACUUCCGCGAGUCGCAAAACUUCGUCAGCCGAUGGCAUCGGCGCAGAGGCGGACAUGCCCGACCACGACCUCGAACCACCGCGCUUCAGUCGACGAGCCCUGGAGCGACUGCUGAACGACUGGCCCGCCGUCCAGUGCAUGAUUAUGUCCGGCGUUCACGAAAACCCCAUAGAUCAAUUAUUCGGAGACCAAGGGAAUGGAAGUCGUCAGAGUGGAACUGCACUUUUGGAUAAAUUCACCCAUUCCCUAAUUGUGAAAUGUAGUUGUGAGAUGUUGGACACCUUAUUGACGACUCUAAUCCGGGAAUUGCAGAAUGAAACCACUCCUGGUCGACAGGAGGAAGCGACGAACGUUGCCAGACGAUUCGUCAGAUCGGUAGCGAGAAUAUUCGUUAUCUUCACCAUUGAAAUGGCGCCAAACACCAAUAAGAGGAGGAAUACUUCAACGAAAUCAGCGACUUCCAAUACAACCCAAAGUUCACAACCUUUGCUCAAGUGUCGCAGAAUCUUCCAGGCUUUGAUAAAAUUGGCCGUGGAGGAAUUGUGCGAAACUGCCGAUUCACUAAUUGCUCCGGUGAGGUUGGGAGUCUCGCGUCCCACUGCUCCUUUCACUCUAACAAGCUCUGCCAUUGAGGUCAUUAACGGAUCGGAGGAAUUAUUCUCCAUUGAGCCUCUAAUUCCGCACAAUGGAAUAAGUCCACAGAUUUUGGAGUCGGGACUGCAGGCGCAGCCGGGAAGUGGUAAUAUUCAAAUUGCGAGGGAUGUGUCGGCGUUGGAUGAGACUGAAGGUGGGGAGGAAGUGCCGAUGGACAUUGAUGGGGAUGUGAGUGAACAUGAAGAAUCGGGGGUGUCGGGGGCGGGCGUCUCUGGACAAGCUUUGGGUGAGGUGGACAAUAAUGUUGGGGGAGUUGGAGAGGAACAAGCCGGCGAUGGGGAAUCCGAUGCCGAAUUGGAUCUUCUAGCUGAAGCUGAGGCUGAAACGGACUCCGAUUCAGACGAUAAUCACAGUAAUCAAGACGCUGCUUCUGCACAACGCAGUGUACAGACGGGAGCAACUGCUGGCUCCGAUGGCGGUAUGGGAUCUAUUUUACUCUUCCCAGAAGUCGAGUCUGGUGAGUCGAGUCAACAAGAGGACGACGAGAGUGAAGCUGGGGAAACUGAUGAACAGGAUAAUGAUGAAUUUCAAAUUGGGGACGAACAACUUGAACGUCGAAGUGGUACGUCGGGUAAUUUACAACGAAACAAUUUGGCUCCCAUUUCGAUGCAAUGGGCAAUAAGGAAUCGAGAAUCGAAUACUCGCACUGCCGGCUUGAGGGUGACUGGAGGCAGUAAUUUGGUCUUCAUUGACCCCUCAUCACUGCGACGGUCCUCGACGGCUUCGACUGUUGCAGCUGCUCAAGAACCUAUAACAAUGGGAACAACCGCGAGUUGUUUGGCCAGAGCCUUUGGAAUUGUUAUUAGACAAAUAGCCGAUCUUUUGACACUGAUGCACGAUUACAAGAUGAAUGCCCCGUCACUUCCAAGACUCAUGGAAAUCACUUAUCAAGACGCUAUUAACCUUCAGGUAUACCUAGAGGGUCACUUAAAGCCAACGUGGGACUGGCUGUUGACUGUGAUGGACGCUACGGAAGCCCAGUUGCGAUUUGGAGUAUCACUGACACGAAGUGCUGAUCCUUCACAUCCUGAACACCCUCUAAAUAAUGCACCAUCAAUUUCCGGAGGAAACUUUUCAGGUUUGUUCAAUUCCGCUGCCGUGUCUCUGACACUCCAAGGAAAUUCAAACCGGAAUCAACGCAGCGGCAUUACUGCAACUUCAAAUAUUUCCACGACAAAUAGUUCAACGAGGCUCACUGUCGGUUUCACUGGUGUUGGCGAUCCGCCUAGAAACAACAGGGAUCGCGAAGGUAAGAAAACUCGAGGAGGAGACGCACAUUCGUCGAGAAGAGAAUUUUUGUCCUACUGCUUGUCGUUGAUGAGAGCACACAAUGGAGAACACAGGGACAGUCUUCCUGUGUUGGAUGUUUCUGCUCUUCGACAUGUCGCAUAUGUUUUCGAUGCUCUUGUUUACUACAUGCGUUCGCUCUCGGAACCGAGGGGCGACGGUCAAAAGGAUUCUUCGUCAUAUUCUACUUGGAACGAUCAGGACGAGAACGACAAUGAGGAAGGGGAGGACGACACAUUACCAGGAAACGCUGCAAUGGAAUCUGAUCCAGUAGAGUAUCCAGACCUUCUACAGGUUCCGGUUUGUGCAACGGCAAAUAGUAUUAGUCAAGUGGGAAAAGGAAGAAAGCAUCCCUUCCUACAGAGAUCAGAUUCAACACUGUGUCUCGGUUGUCCACCAAUUGAUCCAUUCGAUACAGUUAUAAGCGAGGCAUUACCAUUAGCUGACCAGCCGCAUUUAUUACAGCCACACUCGAGACGCGAGGAUCUAUUCGGCGUUCCAAGACAACCACUGGUUACAAAUCCAAACUCCAAUCAAAAUACACUCGAGGGUCUGCCCACUAGACUCGGACUCUCGACACGCAGCGUUGAUAAUCAAAAUACUGGCGCGACUCUCACCUUGAGUCAAAUUAUUCAGGGCCCUGGCUCCAGUUCUGUGUCUUCUGACAAUCGACGCAAUUCGCUAAAUGAACCUGGUUCGAGUAAAUGCACGGAAAAGGCGAAAGGUUUAAAUUCUACAGCUGAUGGACAGUCCCCAGUGACUGUUACUGAACAACUUGAUAGAGCUCCAAUUAUCGUUUCGCCAAAUAGUCAAGGCGAUGCUGCGACAAAUGUGAAGAGUAAAGAAGCUUGUAAAAAUGGCAGGAGCGUCAUUGUUCGAGCAGGAACUGUAUCCGAUUCGAGUGUAAAUAAAGUGGGAGCACCUGAUGUUCUUAUGGUACCAGCGGUUGAGGCACAAAAUGUCACCGAGGAAGUUGAUCCCACUGCGUCAAGUCACGAAAUUUCGGCUCAUGAAACCGUCGAGACAAGUCCUAUAGAAACAACUAAAAAUGUAUCAUCAAUCGGAACGAAUAUUUCACACAAUAUUUUACUUGGACGCUGGAGACUUUCGCUCGACUUAUUUGGAAGAGUUUUCAUGGAAGAUGUUGGACUCGAAGUCGGAUCUGUCGUCUCAGAAUUGGGCGGCUUUCCAGUCAAAGAAGCAAAAUUCCGUAGAGAUAUGGAAAAAUUGAAAAACUCCCAACAGAAAGACAUCACUCUCUCAAAAGUCGAACGUGACAGAACACAGUUGCUUGUUCAAACGAUGAAGGAAUUAAAUACACAAUAUAAUCUCUACAAUAGAAGAGCGACGAAUACACCUCCGUUGGCAGUAAAUCGUGUUAAAGUUACAUUUAAAGACGAACCUGGAGAAGGUUCUGGAGUUGCUCGAGGUUUCUACACUGCAAUUGCUGAGGCGUUACUGGCAAAUGAAAAACUUCCAAAUCUUGAAGCUGCACAGGUUGGCACUAAGUACACGCAGUAUAAUGUUUUACAAAAACUAAAGAGCAGAGAUCGUGAUCAUAAUCUUAGGAGACAGACAUCGCGAUCUUCUGGAAAGUGUAGAGAGACAAGAAGAGCUUUAUCAUUCGACGCUCGAUCUUUCCAUCCAUCGAGUGCUGUUGAAGGUGCUAGUGGAUCCGGAACUGGAGGUUCAUCAGCGACGGCAAAUCAUUUAAGCAAUGACCAUCUAACGAUGCAUCAGCAGCAGUUGGGUGAUAGACUUUAUCCCAAGGUGCAAACAUUAAGACCAACAUUAGCGGAGAAAAUAACAGGAAUGUUAUUAGAACUUUCACCGGCGCAACUAUUGAUGUUACUCGCGUCGGAAGAAGCUCUCAGACAGAAAGUUGACGAAGCGUUUGAGUUGAUUCACAGUCACAGUCAGGACAUUGCUAACGAGGCACUUUUAGAUUUAGAUGUUUUUAGUUUAACCGAACGUUGUGGAAGCAGUAAAAAGAAAAGCAUGGAAAGUAUAUUCUUAGAUGAUACAGAAGAUAAUGCUCCUCUAUUUUAUUCUCCUGGAAAGAGAGGGUUUUACACACCUAGGCAAGGUAGAGCUAGUUAUGAACGUUUAAAUGCUUUCAGAAAUGUAGGAAGGCUUAUUGGAUUAUGUCUUUUACAAAAUGAAUUGUGUCCAAUAUUCUUGAAUCGACACGUAAUAAAAUAUAUAUUGGGUAGACCUAUUCGGUUCCACGAUCUUGCAUUUUUUGAUUCCGUAAUUUACGAAAGUCUAAGACAACUAGUGAUUGAUGCAGAAACUAAGGAUAGUAACACUUUAUUCUCAGCACUGGAGCUUACAUUCAGUAUUGACCUAUGCCAAGAGGAAGGAGGUGGUUCAAUUGAAUUAGUACCCAAUGGUCGAGACAUUGAAGUGACUGGGACAAAUGUUUACGAUUAUGUACGAAAAUACGCCGAAGUUCGAAUGAUCAAAGUGCAGGAGAAGGCUUUGGACUCGAUGAGAGAUGGCGUCUUCGAUGUUCUUCCAGAGGGUGCACUAGACGGUUUAACAUCCGAGGAUUUGAGACUUCUGCUGAAUGGCGUCGGCGAUAUAAAUGUCUCUGUUUUAAUAUCGUAUACUUCAUUUAAUGAUGAAUCUGGUGAAUCAACAGAGCGUCUCGUCAAAUUUAAGCGAUGGCUUUGGUCUAUUGUUGAGAAAAUGUCUCACGUUGAACGGCAAGACUUAGUAUACUUUUGGACCGGAUCGCCAGCGUUGCCCGCAAGUGAAGGUGGUUUCCAACCAAUGCCAAGUGUGACAAUUCGACCCGCCGAUGACAUGCACUUACCAACUGCGAAUACCUGCAUCUCCCGACUUUACGUUCCACUGUACAGCUCACGACAUGUGCUACGUCACAAAUUACUUCUCGCCAUAAAGGCAAAGAACUUUGGAUUCGUAUGAACUUCGUUCUCUGUAUACUUGCGAUAGUCCUUAAAGGAAACCGCAUUAAGCAUUAUAACAUAUAUAAUGAAAAGAAAAUGCAAAAUAUCUUGUUAUUUUCCUUUUUCUCCUAGAAAAAUUUAUAACAUUUAUAAAUUUGUAAGGUGUAAUUAUAAUAAUUCAUUAUUUCGAUCAAGGAAAUUGGUCCUACGUCUUAAUAAGAUUUUAUGUUAAUGUGUCAUAUUUAGCCUUUAUAGAAAAGAAUAAAACAAAAAAAAACCAAUAAAUCUUUCUCAACUAUUAUCAAAUUGUUACGGAUCUUCUAAUGUUUCAACAUUUCAAUCAUCCGACAAAAAAAAAGGAGAAAAAUAAGCUUUUCUAGUUUUAAAAAAUUUUGUUUUUCAUCAUAUUAUAAAAAAAAAGGAAAGAAAAUAAACUUUGUAAAUGUUGAAUCAUCGAAAUAAAAAUUAGAUAGCAUUUGUCUGAAAAAAAUUAAAUAAAUCACACAAAUGAAAUCUGUAGCAAAAUUUACAUCGUCGUAAGUGAAAAAAUAAAUCCUAACGGUUGGUAAAUUUUAGAAAUAAUAAUAAUAAAAAGAGUAAAAGCUCA
This is a messenger RNA of Leptopilina heterotoma, 9283 nucleotides long. RefSeq names its product E3 ubiquitin-protein ligase UBR5 (gene hyd). Gene Ontology annotation, biological process: protein polyubiquitination; DNA damage response; regulation of double-strand break repair. Gene Ontology annotation, molecular function: ubiquitin-protein transferase activity; zinc ion binding; ubiquitin binding. The record is from RefSeq and is a predicted model, not a curated record. Lineage: Eukaryota; Metazoa; Arthropoda; Insecta; Hymenoptera; Figitidae. Bases 149 to 8695 code for a protein of 2848 amino acids. The transcript has 16 exons. Gene Ontology annotation, cellular component: nucleus.